AUGGCCGACUACAAUCCUGACAGAUGUCCUGUGUACGCCUCUUUCUUCGGAGCUAUGGGAUGCGCAGCGUCCAUUAUCUUCACAGUCUUUGGCGCGUCAUAUGGCACAGCCAAGUCAAGUGGAGCCAUAUUCUCCUCGGGUGUUCUCCGCCCAGACCGUUUGAUGCAGAAUGCGAUCUGCGCAAUCAUGGCCCAGAUUUUGGGCAUCUACGGCUUCGUAGCGAGCUCCAUCAUCUCUGGCGAUUUGAAAGAGAAAAUGCCACUUUUCCAGGGUUUCUUGCAACUGGGGGCUGGUAUUACUGUUGGUCUAUGUGGCCUUGCCGCCGGGUUUUCCAUCGGCAUUGUGGGUGACGCUGGAGUACGAGCAAGCACGCAGCAACCACGCCUAUACGUGGGCAUGGUACUCAUUCUCAUCUUCGCAGAGGUUCUGGGUCUCUAUGGAGUCGUCAUCAGCAUAAUGAUGCUUACAAGCUCCCGAGAUGCUACUACAUGCAUAUAUUGA
Molecule: messenger RNA, 501 nt
Organism: Neoarthrinium moseri
Lineage: Eukaryota; Fungi; Ascomycota; Sordariomycetes; Amphisphaeriales; Apiosporaceae
Exons: 6
Coding region: 1-501 (166 amino acids)
Biological process (GO): proton transmembrane transport
Cellular component (GO): proton-transporting V-type ATPase, V0 domain
Molecular function (GO): proton-transporting ATPase activity, rotational mechanism
Source: RefSeq, a predicted model, not a curated record